Symbiodinium sp. CCMP2592 is the source of this 3330-nucleotide messenger RNA. The record is from the annotation of a GenBank genome assembly. NCBI's taxonomy places the organism in Eukaryota, Dinophyceae, Suessiales, Symbiodiniaceae.
AUGCCGGUUCCCCAAGCACCACCGGCGGAUCAUGUCGGAGGCGGAGUAAACUGCCUGGACGACACCUUUUCCCUGGUGAGGGCCGAGUUGCUUGCGCAAGAGCGAGAGAUCCAGGAACUGCAGGCCGAAAUUUCAGAGCUAAAGGCGAAUGGGCCAAUUGUGCCAAGAGUUGUGCAGGACGUGGCUGACACUUACAAAGUGGCCGUGGCGCCGGAGGAGGAAGACGUAGUCCUGAAGCCGAAACGCGCCUCCAUCGUCGAUGCCGGCGACGACCAUAAGAUCCACGUCGCCUUCUACGAGUUUGACCAGUCCAUGUGGGACGCGGGCCUCCUGCUUUGCUUUCAUCACACGGGUGCCCUGGACAAGUUCUUGCUGUUCAUUGGCGUGAUCUUGAACCUGGCGCUGCAGAUGGCAAUGCUCUUGGUGGUGGAGUUUGCCAUGCUGGAUAACCCCUGGACCUCCGAGCAGGUCGGUGAAAUGUUGAAGUGGCGUGUCAACUCGGGCCACAAGCAGUUCUUCCCAGAUUCGGGCGAGACGCUGUCGCAACGCCUCUGCAGCCGGAAGCUGUGGAACUUCCAGCAAGAGGUUUACAACGAAGUCUACGAUUACCUGAGCAAGCCGGUCCCCGGCGUGGUGCUCAGCUUCUUGGCAGUGGCCUUGUGGAUGCUGACGAUCAUGAUGGAGUACCGUUCUUGCGUCGAGCAAGCACUUGGCGUCUGGCACCUGCCAUCUCUGAAAACGGAAGACGAGUUCGAAGAGGUCACCGAAGACGGAGAGAUCGUGGUCAGAGGAAUCUCGCCUUGCUUGCGAUUCGUCGCCUUUGUGACCUUGAUCGUUCCUCGCCUCUUUAUCAUGACUUCGUUGGCCGUGGUCGGGUCCAUCUAUGUCGCUCAGACCGCCUCCCUGGCAGACAUCGUGCUGAACUGUCUGGCACUCGCUUUUGUCUUGGACGUGGACGAGUUGGUGGCACAAGUGCUCCUCACAGAAAAGCUCCGCGGGCUCCUCACCAAGAUUCAGCCUAUCGAUUGUGGAAAGACCAAGUCGGUGCGCGCUCCCUUCCAAGACGUCUUCCGACUUGGCCUCACCUUCGCGGGCGUGGGCUUCUGUGUCGUCAUGAUCCUCUUCCCCUUCAAAGAAAACGUCGAGUCGGCAGCAGCGGUUCUCUGUGGAGGCAACCUCGAGUUCAGCUACACCGGUGGGCUGGAGAUAGACCCACACAUUGUGCUGAGGCCGGUGAACUUCGGUACGGACCAAUGGACGCCGGCGACAACAGACUGCCCCGCCACGGAUGAGCUCUUCUACUUGAAGAAGUACUACCUCCCCGAUCUGAACUCCACGGCGAACCGCAGCAACACCAACAGCACAACGAUCGUACGCAGCGCCUCCGAGUGGGACGCACUGAAGUUGAAGCAUGUUUGGAACUUUCUCCUGCAUCCGGAGACUGCGAAGUGUCCGGAGGGUCAGAUCUUGGCCCCCCAAGUCGACGGCGAGGACGAGGAAGGCCCUCCCGCGCGCAUCUGCCAGGAGUUUCCUCCGGCUCUGCGUUUUGCAUUGGACGAGGAGAAGAUUGAGAAUGCGGGGCUUGGCCCCAUUGUCGCGACCUGUCCGCGCUUCAACCCGUUUGCUGGCUGUGCGGCGAGCGGAACGCUGCCUGAGGCGUGCCACUGGUCCUGGCUCUCCCAGAGAUGCGACCAGGAAGCUCCCGGGCUAAUGCACGGGCAGGGCUGCCAGGCGGAGUGGUUCGUCCAGUGCGAGACAUGGGAAUGGUUCAACGCGACGCACCCUACGAUCAACUGCGGUAUCUAUGACAUCUGCGGCGCCGAUGAGACUUGCGGAGUCAUGACGGGAGACGUGACCCUCGUCUUCCCGAACAUCGAUGCGGCCCGGAACAACAUCUCUGCGAUCAUCACGAGCACGCAGCGCGCCCUGGCGAAUUUGACUUCGACCACCACGGAUCAAGUCACGGUGACGGAAGCCACCAGCCGGAGGUUACAAAACAGCACGAACAGCUCCAACUCCAGCUCCAUCAAGUUGAACUACGAGAUCACUGAGCUCCCCGUCACGGUGUUUCCAGAGCGUGUGGUGCAGCAGUCGACUGUCCUGAUCUCCAGAAUCAACAUUGGCCUGAGAGCUGCCAACCUCACUGUGCAGUCAGCAGCGUUCCAAGCACCACAGACCAUCACCAGAGAUCGAUUGCAAGAGAUCAAGUGUCCAAACGGCGGCUGUUACGGCGACGAUGGCGGGUAUGGUGGCUUCGAUGGUGACGACGGUGGCUUCGGUGGUGACGACGGAGACCAAGGUGGUGACGACGGAGACCAAGACGGUGGUGACGGCAACGGAGAUCAAGACGGUGGUGACGGCAAUGGUGACGACGCUGGUGACCAGGACGGCGGUGGCGACAGUGGCCAUGACAGCGGCAACCAGGACGGUGGUGACGACAACGGUGACGAUGGUGGAAACCAGGACGGUGGUGACGACAGCGGUAACCAGGACGGAGGUGACAACACCGGUGACGACAGCGGCGACCAGGACGGAGGUGACAACAGCACUGACGACAGUGAAGACAGCGGCGGUGACAACACUGGUGACAACAACGGUGACGACGGCGGCAACCAGGACGGAGGUGAUAACUCUGGUGGCAACAACGGUGAUGACGGCGGCAACCAGGAUGGAGGUGACAACACUGGUGACAGCAACGGUGACGACGGCGGCAACCAGAACGGAGGUGACAACACUGGUGACAGCAACGGUGACGACGGCGGCAACCAGGACGGAGGUGAUAACUCUGGUGGCAACAACGGUGAUGACGGCGGCAACCAAGACGGAGGUGACAACACUGGUGGCAACAACGGUGAUGAAGGCGGCAACCAGGAUGGAGGUGACAACACUGGUGACAGCAACGGUGACGACGGCGGCAACCAGAACGGAGGUGACAACACUGGUGACAGCAACGGUGACGACGGCGGCAACCAGGACGGAGGUGACAACACUGGUGGCAACAACGGUGACGACGGCGGCAACCAGAACGGAGGUGACAACACUGGUGACAACGGCGGCGACAGCGGUGGCGACAACAAUAGUGAUAGCGGCGGGGGCAGCACUGGUGUCAACGGCGGUGACAGUGCGGGCGACAACGGCGGUGACAACAGCACUGGUGACAGCGGGGGCGAUGACACUGAAAACAGCACUGAUAACAGCACCGGCGACAACAGUGAUAAUACCACUACCACUACCUCUACCACUACCACUACCGCCGACAACAAUGAUGAUGAUGGCGGCGACAGCGCCGGGGACGACGCUGAUGACGAUGCUGAUGAUGGUGCGGAGUAA